AUGGCGAAUAAUUCGUGGACAAACGAGGAGAUGAAUCAACAUAGUACCUACUCCGGUAACUCGAGGAUCCCUCUGAAGAAACCAGAGAUGAAAAAUAACACAGGAAUCGCCAUGGUAUGGACCCCUGAAGAGCAAACUAUUCUGGAUAAUGCCCUUGCUAGAUAUCCACUGGAUUCGUGUGUUUCUUCUUGUCUACGUUACGCAAAAAUCUCGUUAGAGCUUCCACAAAAGACCACCAAAGACGUUGCUAUGCGUUGUAGAUGGAUCAAAGAAUUGGGAAGAGUCAAAGUCGAGGAUUCAAUCUCAGCACCUCAUGAUGUUCAACAAGUUGGACGAGAAUGUUCCGGACAAGAUGAAGAAUAUGGCACCAUUGCGGGAGUUCUUGAACGAUGA
Molecule: messenger RNA, 393 nt
Organism: Brassica oleracea var. oleracea
Lineage: Eukaryota; Viridiplantae; Streptophyta; Magnoliopsida; Brassicales; Brassicaceae
Exons: 1
Coding region: 1-393 (130 amino acids)
Source: RefSeq, a predicted model, not a curated record